AUGCCUUCAAAUUCAACUUGUCCGGCUAUUGUUCAUGUUCGAGACUUCGUCGAGCAUGUCGAACCGGACCCUACACGUCCCGAGGAUGUUGAACAGGAGGAAAUUCCUACCCUGGUUAGGUAUUUUGAUGAAGGUAACCAGUCCGACCAUUACAAGCCAAACACCUUUAUAUAUUCCUCGGGAUCGUUCCUGACUAUCUCAUCCGAGGACGAGGAAUUUCAUAUUAUCAUCCACGCUCACACUUUGAACCGUCAUCCGGGCAAUGAAGAAGAUACAGAAAAAUAUUUUAUGCACUGUCCCGAAGCUGCUCAGCCCACAGUGGCGUUGCUUGGUGUUGUUCUUGAACGCGGUGGUCCACUAAACCGCGGGCCAACUCUUCUUCACUACCGUCUCCAGACUACGGUUUACAACUCCGCUCGAACCUAUCACAUCUUUCCAGUCACCGCGUACUUCAAAAAUGGUCAGCGGUGGGUGUCCCACCACUGA
Messenger RNA from Penicillium arizonense, 486 nucleotides. RefSeq lists its product as uncharacterized. The coding region runs from base 1 to 486 and encodes 161 amino acids. The record is from RefSeq and is a predicted model, not a curated record. NCBI's taxonomy places the organism in Eukaryota, Fungi, Ascomycota, Eurotiomycetes, Eurotiales, Aspergillaceae. The transcript is spliced from 3 exons.